AUGCUUAUUUUUGUCAUACUUUUAGCUUGUGUCGUAAAGUCAUACAAAGGCAAUGUUAUCGAAAUCAACACAAGCUAUCAGGCUCUUGUGUGUAAGUUUUGCUUCUUAGUUGUUGCUGUUAAGAUAGCUUAAAAAAGGAAAAAAAGCAUAAUUACUUUGAAUUUUUUAAAAAUAUUUCAGCUAUUAACGUGUUUUAGCAGAUGCGUUUUACUUUGGAUCAAACUGUCAGGGAAUAGCUAUUACUUUUUCCAUUAAUGAUGCCGAUAUUUUUGUUGCGGACGGCAAAUGUGAUGUAAAAUCCCAGUGUCCUAAGUACUGCAAUAUCCGUAAGUUAUGUUAAAAAAUAAUAUUUUAAAAAUUAAACACAAUUUAAAAUUUAUUUUGAAGUAAAUAUAUAGCUAUAACAUCAGAUUCGUUUUACUCUUUUCCAAAUCAAUUCUUUCUUUGGGAAUUAAGCUGGGCCCCUGAGGCCUUCAUUCAAACAAGGCCCUCUUGUUUAUUUUUGACCCGGUCCAUUUUAAAACUGGUUCACGUAGCCCCGGUUUCAGGCAUAUACUGUACACAUACUUAAUACGUUUUUCAGAAGCAUUUUGUAACGAGUUUUGUAACCCAUUGUGUUGUCUAUCAUUAGCUGAAGUUAAUAAACGAUGUGACUAUUCUAACUAUUCCAGCUACGAUCGUAAUUCAACCUCAUUUUCGAUGACAUCUGAAUACAUUCAAAGUAAUGGCUUAGCCGGAAUUCUAGUUAAGGAUGACAUACACUUUCUCACAACUAACAACAGCUAUGUAUCGUUUUAUGGCAAAAGCUUUUACCUACAAGUAAAGUGGUUAUUGGACAAUUAUGUUGUGUUCGGUUCCAGCAAUAAAAUUGGUCUUGGAUUAAGUCGAAAACGAUCAAACUUUCUUCAAGAUUUGUAUGCUGCAAAGCAAAUUGCUCGUUCUGUUGCUACAAUUAGCUGGCAUAAAGAUACCAUCUUUCCUAGUAUCAUUUUUGGUGAUUAUAAUGAUAAGUAUUGUACUGGUGGAUGGAAAUAUUUGACACCGGUGGAUGAGACUACUUGGAUGUUUGAUGCUAAUCAGUUUGAGUUUGUCACGAUACGUAGAAGCUAUUCUUAUCGAGUAUGUUUGAUUUAAAUUAGCUAUGUCUUCCAACUCUAAGUUAUACAUAGAAUAUGUACGAACACACAAUUAUUUUAGUUAAUGUUUUCCGAAUUUACUCCCAUCAGAAUACCCGUAAAACACGUUCAACAACUGUUGUACGAAAGCAAAUUACAUUUCCUGGCAAAAGGAUUGUACGUUGUUGAAGACAAAGGCGCUUAUAAUUAUACAUGGUCAUUAAAGUCUACAACAAUAUCAGUCAAACCAAUCGGUAGUAAAACCGACUCGAUACUAGUUCAACCAUUACAACCGAAUCCAGACAAUUUGCAGUUUAUACUUGGCUUUGACUUAUUCUACAAGUACUGUCUAGCACUGGAUUAUGGCAGAAAACAAAUGGCAUUAGCUGAUUGUGAGAUUGGUUUAGACAAUGACAUUUGA
Bursaphelenchus okinawaensis is the source of this 1536-nucleotide messenger RNA. The record is from the annotation of a GenBank genome assembly. NCBI's taxonomy places the organism in Eukaryota, Metazoa, Nematoda, Chromadorea, Rhabditida, Aphelenchoididae.